Molecule: messenger RNA, 1065 nt
Organism: Ceraceosorus guamensis
Lineage: Eukaryota; Fungi; Basidiomycota; Exobasidiomycetes; Ceraceosorales; Ceraceosoraceae
Exons: 8
Coding region: 20-874 (284 amino acids)
Source: RefSeq, a predicted model, not a curated record
CAGAACGACCCAAGCCAACAUGGGACAGCUGACAAGUCAAUACUUUGCCGAAGGCCCCGCCUCUAGUGCGAGUGCUCGGGCUGCUUCUACACCUCUUUGGACUGCGUUGCCUCUCCAGCGCGAGCUCGAGCGUAACUUCUUUCACUCAAUCGACGCCUACGAAGGCGCGCUCUCAGGAAGCGGUCGAAUCAGAGUCAGAGCGAUUGAUCAUCGAUUCCUGGAAGAUCUGUUGAGCGUAGUGGCUCUCUCGAUCCCUGUCCUGGAGACGUUGCAACAGCUGCUGCCGGACACCGAUUCUCCCUUUUGGCAGCUCAAAGCGGAGCUACCACGCUUCAACAGCCUGCAAGUUCAAACCGCUCUGCGUCCUCGAGACCCGCCCCAGCACACGAGCCGCACGAGCCGUCGCUCUACCCGCCAGCGCGAGACAGAGGCUAUCAGCGAAGCCCAUUUGUGCAUCAUGAGAGCUCGCCAAGAGUAUGACAGCUACUCCGACCUCGAGCGAGUAGAGCACUACGGCAAUUUCCGCGCUGCUUUGCUCACGCUCAGCCACGAAGUCCGACGGAUCACGGAUCCAGCCGCCCGCUCGCGCGUUCGGAGCGAUAGCGCGUCCGUGCGCUCGAAGCUCGACAGAUUCGAAGCUGGGUUCGUGGAUCGGGUGCCUGCAGUGGCGCGAUUUGCCUUGAGUCAACUGGAAUCGUUGAGGCUACGCGAGCAGCAUCUUGCUCUCAUGCGGCAGCGCGGGCAGAGUGAGGCGCUCGAGGAUGCGAGAGUGUCUUUGCAAAUCGCACAGGGAGUCUUGGAUCGUUUUGAGGUGGAGCAAGGCGUUCCGUCCGAGACGGAUUCCUGGCUUUACAGUUGGACGCAGAGCAGCUAGAUGCCUGCCCACCCUUUGGAGGCAUUUUGCAACCUCAAGCGCCUCGCUGGAUGAGCACUCUCGGACAUCCCUGGCUGUUACGUGGAACCCACUAGAAAUAAUAUUGUCCUCGCAUAGGGUACCUUGACAGACCGCCCACGGCGGGAAGGGCCCGUCAUUCAGCGCAAACGGACAGCACUGUGAUUGUAUGC